UGAACUAAGUAAAAUGGUGAAAAUAAGUGUAGAAAUGGUGCGAAAGAAAGCGGAACAUCAUGACCGAUUGUUAGCUCCUCUAGAAGAAAUUUCUUUACAUCAAGAAAACAUUGAGAAGAUCGAGUUUAUUCAAGACUGGUGUCCAAAACUGAAAAUACUUCUCUUGCAAAGCAAUUUAAUCGCAAAGAUAGAAAAUCUGAAUAAACUCAAACACCUACAAUAUCUAAAUUUAGCGCUUAAUAAUAUUGAAGUUAUAGAAAACUUGGACAGAUGCGAAUCUUUAAAUAAACUAGACUUAACUUUAAAUUUUAUCGGCAAAAUUGUGAGCAUCGAAUCACUGGUUGGGAACUACAACUUGCAGAAUUUAUACUUGACUGGAAAUCCUUGUACUGACUUCGACAAUUACCGUGAUUUUGUUAUUGGAACUUUACCCCAGCUUGCUACGCUUGAUGGUGUUGAAAUCGAUCGAUCGAAUCGCAUAAUGGCGCUACAAAACCUUCCUCUUAUAAGAUCUGAUAUAUUAUUCGAACAACAAAAUUAUAUAUGCCAACGUCAAAAGCAAAAGACGAGACUACAAAAUGAUAUUACAAAUAAAUGGGAAAACGAAUACAAGGACAUGGAUCCGGAAGAAAGGAACAAAAAAUUUUGGGCUGAGAAAUGUGAACAUGCACCUGAAGUUAGAUAUGAAAUAGAACACAUGCGGCAACUAAAACUAAAGAGUGAGGAACCCGAAAAAAAGGAAGAAAAAAGGCCCAUUAAGUUAUUUGCUCCCGAUGGCAGACCCUUUAACAUAAAUCAAGCGAAAAUAAAAUUUUUGUUUAGCGAUGCGGAGCCUGAUAAAUUUAUAUUAGAUUUGGCCGUUUACAAGCAUUUAGAUAGUAGUCUUCUUGAUAUUGACGUCCAAGCGAAUUACGUUCGGGUCACUCUCAAGGGGAAAAUUUUUCAACUCCAUCUACCGGAAGAAGUUGAAACUACCAACUCCAUAGCUGAACGUUCACAAACAACUGGCCACUUGGUCGUGACGAUGCCCAAAGUUAAUGGCUCCUUGAAAUCAAAGAUGGCGCUGAAAUCAAAUUCGAAAACUCAAAUAGACCAACAAUGCAAAGAAAAUCAAACCGCUAUUACAGGACAAAGUAAAAGGGAAUUUCUGGAGAUUGGACCAGCUGAAGAUGUUCUUGACUUUACUAAGAUUACUAAAAAGACAAAUCCUACAUACAUAGACACGCGAUUAACACUGGAUGAAAAGAAACCGUCACACAACUUUGUUGAUGAUCCUGAAGUUCCACCACUUAUUUAA
Papilio machaon (common yellow swallowtail) is the source of this 1297-nucleotide messenger RNA. It is a transcript of the gene tilB, whose product is annotated as protein tilB. The record is from RefSeq and is a predicted model, not a curated record. Lineage: Eukaryota; Metazoa; Arthropoda; Insecta; Lepidoptera; Papilionidae. Gene Ontology annotation, molecular function: protein binding. The transcript has a single exon. Gene Ontology annotation, cellular component: cytoplasm. Bases 14 to 1297 code for a protein of 427 amino acids. Gene Ontology annotation, biological process: outer dynein arm assembly.